GAGGGAGGGGGAAAGGUGCAGCGGGGUGGGGAGAGCGCUGCUGACACACCUGCCGGGGCGGGAGCGGCGGAGCGGGGCGCGGAGAUCGGAGCGGGAUGGCAGGUAAGGGGUGAUCCCCCCGCAGCCCUCGGAGCGCGUCCCCUCCACUUACCGCCUUUGUCCCUCAGCGUGGAUUUUGGCCCCGAGUGUGGAUUUUGCCUCUGAGUGUGGAUUUUGGCCCCGAGUGUGGAUUUUGCUUCCGAGUGCGGAUUUUGCCCCCGAGUAGAGAUUUUGCCUGGGCGGCGGUUGGUGCUGGGUUUGUUCCUCUUCCCCUCUUCCCCUCUACGGGUUUUCGACUGCCUUGGGCUCCCCACCCCGAUCCCAGGAGGAGCCCUCUGCCCGGCCCUGCCUGCCGAGAAGCUUCUCGCACAGCAGCCUUGGGUAUUGUGGAGUGAAACUUGGAUUUGAAGGCACAAACUUUGAUUUGGAGCCCGAGGAGUAGGGCUCAGAACAGCAUGGCUUCUGUUCCAUCCUCCUGCAUACUCAUCUCCCUGUGGGACUGAGCCUAUUCCUGCAAGAAAUGCAGAUUAUUUUCUUUGUUCAACCUCCUUGUCAGCAGGAUGAUCCAGACCUGUCGCAGUGGUUACGCUCCUAAGCCCUUUGGCGCUGGGAAUCAGACACUUGAGUAUCUUUUGUGGGUUCGACAGACCCCUCCUCCUGUUAUCCUCCAUCCAGCAGAACCUGAGCCUUCUGUAGUUCUGCUUGGAGGAUUAACUUCAGCACACCUCCCUCAGCCACCCUCCUUGCUGUGCUGCUUGGCCAUCUGAAAUAGUGCAAUACCAUUCCCAACAUAAGAGGAAAAAAAAAAAAAAAAGAGAGAGAGAGAUUUUCUUCCCUCUGCCUUCAUGCAACAUGAACCUCUGCACUGCUUGAGUUGGACUCAAUGAGCCUUAUGAGUCCCUUCCAAAUUGGGAUAUUCUAUGACUGCUGCUGGGAUGUUGGUGUGGCUGGGGUAGGAAAGCUGCCCUCUGUGCCAGCACCGGAGCAGGAGGUGAUGGCACCCUCUGUGGAGGAAGCUGUGCCUCUGGCUGUGCCUUGCCAGCUAUGAAAGGAUUUGUGGUGGCUGGUGUAGAGGGCUUUGUUUCUCAACUGUUAAUGGGCAUACUGGUUGGGCUGAUACCUGAGUGAGAAGAGAGCUCCCUAUAGAUACCUGCUCCAUCCAUGGAGCACAUUCAACACUGCUGUAAGGGGCUUUGGCCCACUGACUUCAGGAGGUCCCUCUUGCUUUGGUUGACAAAAUGACUGCCUUGUUGCUUUGCCUUGUUGCUGAGUAUUUGCAGUGCUUCACACCCAUGUGUGGAAGAUGCGUGGAAGAUACGCUUUUGACACUCCCCUUUGGCUUCACUACCUGCAGACAGGCUGCUCCUUUGGACACUGCUCUUGAGAACUUCAGUUUGGUCACUGUUGCUGGGGACAUGUACAGGGCAAAUGGAUCCCCAGAGAAACCCACCCCUCUCACCCCAGUAUGAGAAAGAUAUUUCAGGCAUGAUACUUUUAUUCUUGAGUUUCCAGUUCUCAGGAAUGGGGGAAUAGGGGAAGAUGUGCAGUGAUCUGGGGGAUAUUCAGGUUGGAUAUUAAGAAAUAAUUCUUCUCAGAAAGACUAGUGCUGCACUGGCACAGGCUGCCCAGUUUGGUGGUGCAGUCACCGUCCCUGGAGGUGUUCCAGAACCGUGUGGAUGUGGCACUGAGGGACACGGUCAGUGGGCAUGGUGGGGAUGGGCUGACAGUUGGACCAGGCGAUCUUAGAGGUCUUUUCCAGCCUCAGUGAUUCCAUGAUUAUAUGAUUUAAGAACACUAUUUAGAGAAGAUGGUAUCUUCCCCAGUCUUCUUAUGGUAUGUGCUCCUAAGUUCCUGAUGUCCCACUGCCUCUUGCAUGUCUAAGAUGGUAGUUGAGCCCACUAAGAUCCUACUGGACAGAGUUGUUUGUAAAAUAACUCCCGAAGUAUCUGAGUCCUGGUUGAUGAUCAAACCAUUUGCAGAAUCAUACCCUGACUUGUCCUCUGAUGUACUCUGUCCUUUUCUUAUCCAUUUUCCCUCAGAUUUUCUCUUACCUUUUAUCCUCCCAGCCCUGGAGAAUACCUCUCUCCAAGCCUGCAGCCUCUCGGAGCAGGAAGAGGAAGAAGAUGCCCUCUGGGAGAAGAUAGAGAGCGCACGGCACCAGCUGACCCGCUCCCUGAACCCUGCGAAGCUCACCCCGUACCUGCGCCAGUGCCGUGUGAUAGAUGAGCAGGAUGAGGAGGAGGUGCUGAAUUCAUGCCGAUUCCCUUGCAAAAGCAACCAGACAGGUUACCUGAUGGACAUUCUUCGGCGCCGUGGGAAGCGAGGCUACGAAGCCUUCCUGGAGUCCUUGGAGUUUUACUACCCAGAGCACUACACGCGACUGACAGGGAGGGAACCGGCCCAGCGCUGCUCCAUGAUCCUGGAUGAAGAAGGCCCUGAGGGGCUAAUGCAAUUCUUGCUGGUGGAGGUGAAGAAGAUGAGGGCUCAGCGGAAAGAACAUCUUCUGAAGGAGCACCAGCUCCAGGCGAAGAACCAGACCCUGGAGCAAGAGCAAGCCCGGCUGGAGCAGCGGCUGCAGGAGCUCCUGAAGGUGCAAGAGCGUUGCCAGCGGCUGCGGGAGGAGUGGGACUCCAACAGUGUGGAGCUGCUGAGGCUGAAGGACGAGAACUACAUGAUGGCCAUGCGCUAUGCACAGCUCUGCGAGGAAAAGAACAUGGCCGUGCUGCGGAGCCGUGACCUGCAACUGGUGGUGGACCAGCUGAAGUGCAAAGUCACCAGCUUGGAGGAGGAGUGCAGCAUGCUGAGGAAGCAAUCAUCUGUCGUGCCCCAGCGGGAGGCAGAGGAGCGAGGCCACCCUGAUGCCGUGUCUGAACUGUGGGCUGAGAAUCAGCGGCUGACGGCGUCGCUGCAGGAGCUGCAGGGCAUGCUGCAGACUCCAGGUGAGGUCCCAGUGCCGGGCUCUGAGCAGAUCCUGCUGGACAUCCUGGAGCAUGACUGGAAGGAAGCCCAAGAUGACCGACAGGACCUCUGCCAGAAACUCAGCUCCCUGCAGAGUGAGCUGCAGUGGGCUGAGGAGCUGAGGGAUAAGUACCUACAGGAGGUGGAAGACCUGCAGCUGAAAUACCGAACGCUGCAAAAGGACUGUGAUCUCUACAAGCACCGCAUGAACACAGUGCUGCUGCAGUUGGAGGAGAUCGAGAAGGAGCGGGACCAGGUGAAGUGCUCUCUGCCUGCCAACAGGAUCAGGGCUUUUGGCUUUGCUCUGUGCACCUCUUCUUCCUCAGCUAUCCAGAGCCGAGAUGGGGUGCAGCUGCAAUACUCUCAGAGCCUGAUUGAGAAGGAUCAGUACCGCAAGCGUGUGCGGGCCCUGGAGGAGGAGAGGGAUGAGCUCCUGAGCAAGCUGAGCAGGGUGGAAGGGCUGAACAGCACGUUGGAGGCACAGCUGCAGCGGUGCCGGGGCAACCGCAGCCUGGGCAAGAUGUGCAGCUCUUCCUACUCCCUCUGCUCCAACCUCAGCAGCACAUGGAGCCUUGUGGACAAGCCUUCCGACCUUACAAGCGGACUCGCAGACCCACUGGGUGUUUCUGGCAUCACCUUCCCAGGGGACUCUGCCAUUCAGAGCAUGGAGGGGACUCCUGACAGUGAGAAGGACAUCAACCGCCUCUCUACCUUCCCCUUCCCUCCUUGCAUUGGCUCCAUCCUCCGGCGGCAGCGGGAAGAUAAGUGCAUGCCCUACAAAAGCUUGUCCUGUGGCUCCUUUAGCAGCAUGGAAGAUACAACAGGCAACAGUUUUGUUAGCGUCCCACUUGGGGCCUUCUCCUCCUCUUCCAGCAGCACCUACACCAGGGUGAAGUCAGAGACCUGCUUGUCCACGCUAACCAGCCACCAGGAGAUCUCCAGGAGGUCUCUGGUGGUGCAGCUCACGAACAUGGGUCACCCUACCAGCCUGUCGCCCCAUGAGAAGAGGCUGGGAGCAGACAUCUCCAUCCUUGGAGGGAACAGGACGGGGAUUUAUGUCCAGAGUGUCAAGCCAGGCUCACAGGUUGAGAGCACAGGACUCAGGGAAGGGUGCCGGCUCAUUGAGCUGAGGGUCCCGUCACUGAAGGAAGAGGUGCUUUCCCUGGAGAACUGCACACGUGAAGUUGCGUACCUGAGCUUGCUGCAUUGGGAUGAGCCCUCCAGCCUUGUCUUCCAGCUGGACCUGCAAGGGUACCAGCCUCUGCGGGAAGCCCUGGAAAAAGGGAAAAAGUUUUCUGGAGACUCAUUCUACAUCCGUACCAACCUGUCCCUCCUGGAGCCAUCAGACCCUUACGCACUAUGUGUCAAAUGUCGGGAGAUCCUCCACGUCACGGACACCAUGUACAAGGGGCGGCUGGAGUGGUACUGUUCUCGCGUCGAUCCCUUGACCAUGCGGGACUUGGACAAGGGGACAGUGCCCAACUACAGCAGGGCCCACCAGCUUCUGAAGAUCCAGGAGAAGGUCCACAUACCUGGGCAGCAGAGGGGCCACAGAAAUAAUCUAAAGAAACGGGCCUUGGACCAGCUGCGCCUGGUGAAAUCCAAACAGCAGAAGAGCCCAGAACAGCCCUGUCAGCAGCUGUGGCUGGACCCCUGCUCCGACCCAGACAGGAGCCUGAAGCCUUACAGCCUGGUGCACCCUGUGGUGGUCAAGACACCCCGUCCUGUGGUGCUGUCACCUAGCUGCAUUGCACUGCGGCUCAUCAGGAACCUGUUGGACUUGCCCACCUCUCGCCUGGAUUUCCACGUGUGUCCAGCAGAGAAGCUGACAGGAGGGAAUCCCAGUGUUGCCCAUGUGCAGGAGCCCCCUAUAUCUAGAAGUGCCCCCCAGGAGCGAAAGGAGAGCAGUCAAGUCUGCAUGAUCCGGGAGGCAAUGGAGAAGAAUAAACACUGCCUGCUGGAGCUGGGAGUUCAGAGUGUGAGGGAUCUAAUUAAACGUGAGAUAUACCCCAUUGUUAUCCACGUUGAGGUCACUGAGAAGAAUGUCAGGGGACUCAGGAGCUUGCUGGGGCAGCCAGGCCAGCGGGAUACAGAGGUGCUGAAGGCGUGCCGUGGUGCUGAGCGGGCUCUCCAUGCCCUGCCCUGCUCCUGGGCCCGUGUGGAACCCCAUGCCUGGAGCCAUGCUGAGGAGCUGCCCAAGGUGGUGCGGGGCUGCAUCUUCCAGGAGCAAAACCGCCCGCUGUGGGUUGAGGAUGGUGAUGACUGAGCCAGGAGGUACAGAGCCUUCCGCAGGAGCUGUCCUUCAGGUAGCACGUCCUCUCUCUCCAAGGGGAUGCUGGCAGCAAUGGGACCAGGCAGUGUUUAAGGUCCACUUGAGGUCAUGAAGAGUUGGGGAUGUAACACAUGCUGACCCACCAGCCUGAGCUUUCCAUAUGUGAUUGGAGAGAAGUCUUCCACCUUCUUGCUGGACAUCUCAUGGACGGUUCCCCUUCACCUUAAGCCUUUGACUCUGGUACAUGGUGAGAUCGGGAACACUAGGAAAACAUGUGAGAUGAGGUUGAACAGGAGCAUAUCUCAUGCAUGCACACGUUUAGUGCAUUAAAACCCUUCUCUCAUCACUUCUAUUUUCCCUUCUCUACCUCACCUCCUGCCCCACGGAGGAGGAAACACAGUUUGUCUGCAAACACCCUGCUGCAGUCAGACUGACACUAAGUUUGCAACCAACCCUCGUUUUAUGGGAGCUGUACACUUUAUUGCUAGUAAAUCAUUAAUGGGCCCUUUUAUCGGCAACCCGUGUGUAAAGGAGAAUUAAAUACCAUUCAUAAUGGAAAUGGGA
Molecule: messenger RNA, 5833 nt
Organism: Numida meleagris (helmeted guineafowl)
Lineage: Eukaryota; Metazoa; Chordata; Aves; Galliformes; Numididae
Gene: CARD10
Product: caspase recruitment domain family member 10
Exons: 20
Coding region: 1913-5263 (1116 amino acids)
Biological process (GO): regulation of apoptotic process
Molecular function (GO): protein binding
Source: RefSeq, a predicted model, not a curated record